Molecule: messenger RNA, 2201 nt
Organism: Carassius auratus (goldfish)
Lineage: Eukaryota; Metazoa; Chordata; Actinopteri; Cypriniformes; Cyprinidae
Gene: loxl1
Product: lysyl oxidase-like 1
Exons: 7
Coding region: 393-2036 (547 amino acids)
Biological process (GO): collagen fibril organization; peptidyl-lysine oxidation
Molecular function (GO): copper ion binding; protein-lysine 6-oxidase activity
Source: RefSeq, a predicted model, not a curated record
UUUUCACCACAGACCAUUGUAAGCAGUCAGAGAGGCAAAUAGUGAAGUGCAGAGGAGAGCAACAGGCAGUCGUCUCCAGAGAGAGCCUGAGAGCAAUGCUCAGUCCACUGACAACAAAUCAACAUCCGGACAGUAAGAAAGAAGGAGGUUUUUUGUACUGCAGCCUGCCCUGGGGCCUCAGAAAUCAUCUGCUUUCCUCACAGCUAUGCCUGCACCACAUACUGAACCAAGGACAAAGUUUCUUCACUGCAUGUAGUUUGAUUUGCACAUGGACACUGUAAGUCCUCCAUGCCUUUCCAUCUUUAAGCUGCUGGAUCAAGAGAUACAAUUUGGAGUUUUACUGUCCAUUCUUUUCUGAAGUUGUUAGGAAGUUCCAUGCAAGCCUUGUCAAGAUGCUGCCUGUUGUUUUCAUGACAUGGUGGAUCUGGGUGUUGCUUGGAAGCGCAGGGGGACAGUCCCAAUCUCAGCAUCAAUCUCAGACUGAUGACUCAAACCCAUGGAGACAGAUGAUUCAAUGGGAGAACAAUGGACGUGUAUUCAGUCUUCUCAACAGUGGGGCUGAAUACGUCCCGGCUCGGGUUCAGGAGCGUGGCAGGAACCCCCGAGUGUUUCUAGCGGACGCUCCCAACCGUAGGUCACAAGGUGGGAAUGUACGGAGGCAAGCACCCACCAGAGGAAGCUCUGAGACUGUAAGAGGCCAAGCCAGACACCCUUUUGGUUUUGGCCAGGUGCCGGACAACUGGCGUCAGGGUGCAGCUGGGACAGGUGAAACAAGUCGCUUCCAGUCAUUUAGUGGCACUCGUUUUAGAGCAUCCUCUGGCUCAUCCUCCUCCUCAUCAUCCUCUUCUUCUUAUUCACAGUUUCCGUUUCCUCAACAGCCUCCAUAUUCUGCUCCUUAUGACUCUGUACCGGACAGGUCAUAUGAACCUCCAUUCCCUGGAGCGGGGUACUCCACUGGCAACAGUGGUGGCUAUGCCGGAGGCGGAUAUGGAGGAGGUGGGUACUCCACCGGAAGUUUUGGAGGAGGCAGCUAUAAUGGAGGGGGUCCUGCCACUGACGAGAGGUAUCGUUACUAUCCCUCUUAUGGUCAAACGUACCAAGCUGUUCCAGGCCAACCUGUACAGCCACCUGUCUCUGAUGGACUGGACCACAGAUACACACACAGCCUGUACAACGAGGACUCUCGAGAUGGCAGUAAUGUUGCAGUACCUGUCUCUAAUGGUGCCUUGAGCAAUACGGGCUCAUCAUUCCAGCCUGCAGUGCAAAGCCCCCAGUAUGAACAGUUUCCACCCUUUGGAAGGCCCCAGCCACAGCCUCCAUUUAUACAACCAGCUCCACGCAACCCUCUCAUCUCUAACAACGCGGAGAGCCCCAACACAAAUGUAGGGAGUGUUUAUCGUCCUCAGCAAAGAGGUUUGCCUGACCUGGUUCCUGACCCAAAUUAUGUCCAAGCCUCCACAUACAUUCAAAGAGCCCAUAUGUACUCCUUACGCUGUGCUGCAGAAGAGAAGUGUUUGGCCAGCUCCGCCUAUAGUGAGGAAACCACAGAUUACAGUGUCCGGGUUCUUCUGCGCUUCCCUCAGAGAGUGAAGAACCAAGGGACGGCUGAUUUCAUGCCCAACCGACCUCGUCACACCUGGGAGUGGCACAGCUGUCACCAACAUUACCACAGUAUGGAUGAGUUCAGUCACUACGAUCUGUUAGAGGUCAGCAGCGGCCGGAAGGUGGCGGAGGGACACAAGGCCAGCUUCUGUCUGGAGGACACGACCUGCGACUUCGGCCAUCUCAAGAGAUACGCCUGUACUUCACACACUCAGGGCCUCAGUCCAGGUUGCUAUGACACAUACAAUGCAGAUAUCGAUUGCCAAUGGAUUGACAUCACUGAUGUUCAGCCAGGAAACUAUAUACUCAAGCUCCAGGUUAACCCGAAGUACUUGGUGCAUGAAUCGGACUACACAAAUAAUGUAGUCAGGUGCAAUAUCCACUACACGGGCCGCUUUGUCAGGACAACAAACUGCAAAAUCUCCCAGUCAUGAUCUGUCAGAUCUGGAUGAAUCUCAAUGAAAGCACUGGUCCAUUGCAGUGUGAAUGGAAUUCCUGGUGUUUCUGUGAUUGUUUAUUGUAAAUUCUUGGUCCACCCCCCCACCACCCUUUUAUUUUUUGUGCUGUUCUUGUGAAACAGGGUUCGAGGAACUAGCACA